GAAGAAUAUAUUAUUAGAAUAUAUUAAUUUACGCUUAUAAACAUCUCAAAAAGUGCUGUCUCAGUAUCAUGACAUGAGAUCACUUCGCCCCCCGAUGAUUUAAAAGUGAAAGUUAUCUGUGACGGUGAACUUUUAGGAGACGCCAGUGUUGAUAAAGUGCUUCUGGCGCUCACCGGAUUCCACGCGCACCUGUUGACGCGACUCAAAACAAACCAGCCGCACGCGAGAGAGGGUGAUCUCCGUUAUUUGCGACCAGGACUAGUUUAAAUCCCCAUAUUUACGCUUCAAAUUUUUAUUUCUUUUUUAUGCGAUACAGGAAAAUGAUCUCUUUCAGGACCCUACGACUGCCUAAUGUUGGAGUUAUUGGCUUACUGGCAAAAGAAGUGGCAAAAAGCAGCUCAGCGUGUCAGAAUGUGGCGAGGAGGUCGUUUAAUUUAACUUUCCGCGGAGCCCGCGAAUUUACAGCACCUGUGUCCGUGGAUAAACCAAAAUCGAAAACCAGAAAUAUGACCAAUAAAAGUAUAUUCUCUGGACUGGAGGACAUGCUUUUCUACACUAUAACUGAAGGAGCGGAGAACGUUCCUGUAUCUCAUUUCAUCGGUGCAGUGAAAAGCACCGGCCUUCUGACCUCUGACCCCAGAUUGCGCGACUGCAUGGAAAAGAUUCGCGAAGCUAUCCGGGAAUCAGCCGGUGAAGCCAUGAUGGACCGUGAGCUGUUCCGAAAGUGUGCUGGUGGAAACAUCGUUCUGCUGAGUCUCGCUUUCAGACGGAAGUUUAUCAUUCCCGAAUUUGAGGCAUUUGUUGGCAUCAUCAAUCAUAUUUACCACACAUCAAAACUGCAACAUGAUGGACAUGUAAGAACUGUAUUUUUAAAUAAUUUUUCCUCAUUUAUUUGUAUAGUUGGACUCACUUCGAAUCUUUUUCAGGUUACAAAAUACAUUCCCCAUCUCACCAAGUUUAGUCCUGAUCUUUGGGGCGUCUCUCUCUGCACAGUGGACGGUCAAAGGCACUCAGUGGGAGACACAAAGGUGCCGUUCUGCUUGCAGUCGUGCGUGAAGCCGCUGGAAUACGCCAUCGCUGUGCACGAGCACGGCACGGAGCGAGUGCACCACUACGUGGGGAAGGAGCCCAGCGGAUUCAAAUUCAACAAACUCUCUCUGGAUGAAGACGAUAAACCCCACAAUCCCAUGGUCAACGCAGGAGCGAUUGUCAUCAGUUCACUUAUCAAGCCAGGUGUCAACAAAGCGGAGAAGUUUGACUAUGUGAUGGAGUUUGUGAAGAAAAUGACAGGCAGAGAGUAUGUGGGCUUCAGCAACGCAACAUUCCAGUCAGAGAAGGAGACAGGAGACAGAAACUACGCAAUAGGAUACUACCUUAAAGAAAAAAAGUGUUUUCCAGAUGGGGCGGAUAUGAUUGACGCACUGGACUUUUAUUUCCAGUUGUGCUCUAUAGAGGUCACGUGUGAGUCCGGCAGUGUGAUGGCCGCCACACUGGCUAACGGAGGCAUCUGUCCAAUCACAGGAGAGAGAGUUUUGAGCACAGAAGCUGUACGAAACACACUCAGCCUCAUGCACUCCUGCGGGAUGUACGACUACUCGGGACAGUUCGCUUUCCACGUUGGAUUACCUGCUAAGUCCGGUGUGUCGGGGGCAGUUCUUCUGGUGGUGCCGAACGUGAUGGGCAUCAUGUGUUGGUCGCCCCCAGUGGACAAAAUCGGAAACAGCGUCCGUGGAAUCCACUUCUGUCAGGAACUGGUGUCUUUGUUCAACUUCCACAACUACGACAAUCUGAGGCACUUUUUGAAGAAGCAAGACCCUCGCAGACAGUCUGGUGACGACAGGAACAAGUCGGUGGUGAAUCUGAUGUUUGCAGCCCACAGUGGAGAUGUCUCAGCUCUGAGAAGGUUUUCUCUUUCAUCCAUGAAUAUGGAGUUAAAGGACUAUGACUCUCGCACACCUCUCCAUGUCGCUGCUGCAGAAGGUCAUGUGGAUGUUGUGAUAUUUCUGACGCAGGCCUGCAAAGUCAACCCUUUUGUGAAAGACAGGUGGGGAAAUAUUCCUCGGGAUGACGCCAUGCAGUUCGGCCACAAGGAUGUGGUGAAGAUCCUGCAGGAAUAUGAGCAGGGCUGCAGUCCAGGCUGACGCAGAAGACCGAAGUCAUCAAUCCAAAUCAUCA
Rhinichthys klamathensis goyatoka is the source of this 2175-nucleotide messenger RNA. It is a transcript of the gene gls2b, whose product is annotated as glutaminase 2b (liver, mitochondrial). Gene Ontology annotation, molecular function: protein binding; glutaminase activity. Lineage: Eukaryota; Metazoa; Chordata; Actinopteri; Cypriniformes; Leuciscidae. The record is from RefSeq and is a predicted model, not a curated record. Bases 306 to 2141 code for a protein of 611 amino acids. Gene Ontology annotation, biological process: L-glutamine catabolic process. The transcript has 17 exons.